AUGUUCAUCCGAGCCACUACCAUCGUCGCCAUCGCCGUGGUCGUCGUGACCUCCACCAGAGGGACAGAAUCGUGGCAAUGCGAUUGCCUGGACGGAAAACACGACGCUUACACCGAUUUUUGUCAAAAGAAUUACGAUACAAAAGAGUUGGUCGGUGUUCACGUCUCUCAGCAGUUCACGCCGCGCGACAUCAUUCCACGGAAUGCGGACGUCUGCACUUCGGCUGGCUUCAGUGCUACGUUGGACUAG
Molecule: messenger RNA, 249 nt
Organism: Peronospora matthiolae
Lineage: Eukaryota; Oomycota; Peronosporomycetes; Peronosporales; Peronosporaceae
Source: the annotation of a GenBank genome assembly